Messenger RNA from Cladophialophora psammophila CBS 110553, 1539 nucleotides. RefSeq names its product cytochrome P450, family 51 (sterol 14-demethylase). The transcript has 5 exons. Bases 1 to 1539 code for a protein of 512 amino acids. The record is from RefSeq and is a predicted model, not a curated record. Gene Ontology annotation, biological process: ergosterol biosynthetic process. Gene Ontology annotation, molecular function: iron ion binding; heme binding; monooxygenase activity. Lineage: Eukaryota; Fungi; Ascomycota; Eurotiomycetes; Chaetothyriales; Herpotrichiellaceae.
AUGUCGAGCCACGUUGUGAAGAUUCUGACUUCCUUGGUCUGGGUGAUCGUGAUCUCGAUCCUCACUAAUAUUCUCAAGCAACUGUUCUUCCGGAAUUCUCACGCACCACCAGUGGUAUGGCAUUGGUUCCCCUUGAUUGGCAGCACGGUGGAUUAUGGGCAAGACCCAUACAGGUUCUUCUUCAAAUGCCGAGAAAAGUAUGGCGACUUCUUCACCUUCGGGCUGCUUGGGAUGAAAGUCACAGUAUUUCUGGGGGCUAAAGGCAACAACUUCAUCUUGAAUGGGAAGCUGAAGGACCUCAACGCUGAAGAAGUAUAUGGUCCUUUAACCGUGCCGGUCUUCGGUCGAGGCGUGGUUUACGACGUGGACAAUGCAAGGUUCAUGGACCAAAAAAGGUUAUUAAAAGAGGGCUUUACAAGUCAGAACUUGCGCGCAUACGUUCCCCAAUUUGUCAAAGAAACCGAGCUGUACAUCGAUACCAAUGCUGCCUUCCGAGGUGAGGGCGGGGUGUGCGACAUAUCUACCGUGCUCUCUGAGAUUUCAUUGUACGCAGCGGCUGGUUCACUCCAAGGAAAAGAGGUCAGGGAUUCUUUCGACUCUUCGUUUGCCACUUACUACCGCCAUCUCGACGACGGCUUUGCCCCCGUCAACUUCAUGUUCCCGUGGCUGCCCAUACCUGUGAAUCGGCGACGAGAUCGGGCGCAGAAGAUGAUGGCCAACCUGUACAUGGCCAUUAUCAAGAAGCGACGCUCGACCGGGAAUCAAGAUGGCAGCCAUGACAUGCUUUGGGCCCUCAUGGACGGCCGCUACAAAGACGGGACUCGACUCUCAGACGAGGAGAUAGCUAACCUCAUGAUUGCCCUCCUCAUGGGGGGACAGCACAAUACUGCAGCCUCUGGAACUUGGAUCAUGCUUCAUCUAGCUCACCGCCCACAGCUUAUUCAAGAGUUGUACCAAGAGCAGCUCAAUGUCCUCGGUGGCCAAGCACCAACACACGACACGUUGCAGGACCUCACACUGCAUAACAACGUCAUCAAGGAAACGCUCCGUCUCCACAGCCCGAUACAUUCCAUAAUGCGCAAGGUCAAGCAGCCGAUGCAGAUCCCCGAGACAGACGUCGUCGUCCCCGCAGGCCACAUCUUGCUCGCCGCUCCCGGAGUCCCUUCUCGAUGUGAGGAGUUCUUUCCGGACCCGAUGGCCUGGAAGCCGCAUCGGUGGGACAAGCCCGACGAGGCUCCGGAGCAACAACCGCAACAACAGGGCGAGAAGAGCGAGGACAAUGACACAAUAGAUUAUGGGUACGGAGCUGUCUCCUCAAAGGCAGUGAACAGCCCUUAUCUGCCCUUCGGCGCCGGCCGACAUAGGUGCGUUGGCGAAACUUUUGCUUAUGCACAACUGGGAGCUAUACUUGCCACGAUGGUGAGGCUUUUGCAGUGGGAGCAAGUCGACCCCACUGCGCCUGUGCCAGCAACGGACUAUUCUUCCAUGUUCUCACGGCCAAUGCAUCCAGCUACAAUCAAGUGGCGGCGUCGGCAUUAA